AUGGCCGCGGAACUGCAGAAUCGCUUCGCUUGCGCGCAGGUAGAAAAUAACUACAGCGAGUUCUUCGGCACCUUAUCGUCGGCGCUGCUUCCGUUAUCUGUGUCUGAUGACGUUAAGGAACACGGCGGAGUCUGUGAUAGCUCCUCCCGUGCAGCUUACUGCAUCACGCUAGACGAGCUUGCAGCGUUCGAUCCCGCCACUUACGUGGAUGACCAGCUGCCUACUAUACCGUUCCGGCACAGGCAGUCGGUUCACCGGUACCGAAUUGGCAAUGUGAGCGCCAUAACAAGCGAUGCGCCUGGCAAUGGACGUGGCGUGGGCCACUCGGAUGCGGCCGCAGCAAGGGAGGAGGACCAGGAUGAGAACUAUUUCGGUUAUGCCGCCGACGACAACGUCGUUAAAGAGCGCUACAAGUAUAUCCUGCCGAGGAAUGAGGAAUCGCCCCCCGUGCCUGAACCUGUCAGCGGCGACCAAUGCGGCGCAUGGUCUGGUCGCUUCGAGUGGACGGAUAUCGUACAUCGCAUAAACAAGGAAGUCUUCGGAAAUGCCUCUUUCCGCCCCAAGCAGCUGGAGGUCAUAAACUGCAUACUCAGCGGCCGCGACACCUUCGUGGUUAUACCCACCGGAGGCGGUAAGUCCCUUUGUUUCCAGCUGCCGGUGGUUUAUGAUGGCACCGUGGGGCGAAAUGGAGUCACUGUGGUUGUUAUGCCGCUGGUGUCGCUCGUACAUGACCAAAUGAAGAGGUUGCAUGCGCUCGGAAUUCCAUGCCAUGCGCUGGUCGGUGAGAUGAGCCGCUUGGACAGAGAAAACGUGCUUGGCGACAUGAGAUCGGACAUAGACACUUCGUACAUGCUCUUCGUCACACCGGAGCGCAUCACGAGCUCAAAGGUGCUGUUGAACGCCUUCCGGGAUCUGGAACAACGGGGCAGGCUUUCACGCUUCGUGCUCGACGAGGCGCACUGCGUUAGCGAGUGGGGUAACGAUUUCAGGCCUGAUUACAAGGAAAUGGGGCUGCUGAAACACGAGUUCCCGCACGUGCCUGUAUGCGCCUUCACCGCCACCGCCACCCCGCAGGUUAUCAAUGACGUGUGCGCGGAACUACGGCUCAGGUCGCCCACCAUAUUCAAGUCCAGCUUCAACCGACCCAACCUCCGCUACGAGGUCAUGCCGAAGGACAGGAACACCAACAAGGCCAUUGAGAAACUUGUGGAGGUGAUAAAGGAGCGGUUCGCCGGGAGCUGCGGUAUUAUAUACUGCCUCAGCUGCAACGAGGUUGAAAGGGUGACGCAGGCGGUUUCAAAGCACGUGAGGGCCGCUCCAUACCAUGCGCAGAUGCAGAUGCAUAUGAGGACAGGGUACUACAGGGAGUGGAUAUCGGGGUCCGUCGACGUCAUGGUGGCCACGCUGGCGUUCGGUAUGGGCAUAGACAAGGCGGAUGUGCGGUUCGUCAUCCACUUCUCCAUGCCGAAGUCCAUAGAGAACUACUUCCAGGAGUCAGGGCGUGCUGGCAGGGAUGGCCAGGUGGCGUGCUGCCUCAUCUUCUACCAGUUCCAUGACGCUCAGAGGCUGCUCACGCUGGGUCUGGGGUCGGAUGCGAACAGUAAGAGCGACAAGGAACAAGUUAACAGGAAGAACAUCCUUAGCGUGCUGGCGUAUUGUGAGAGCGGCUUCUUGUGUCGGCGCAAGGUGCUGCUGGAAUAUUUGGGGGAAACGCUCAGGGACGCCUGCGACGUACCGUGUGACACGUGCUCGUCCAACCAGGAGGUGAAGUUCGUAGCGCGAAAUUGCCAAAAGGAGGUCAUAUUCAUAUGCAAUGGGCUCAUAACCCAGGGAAAGCAGUACGAACGGUCGAACGACGCCUACACGCUCGUCAGCCUGCACAAGCUUCUCACGCAGCGCAACGCGGGGGACCACCCGCUCUCGGGAUAUCUGAGGAGAAUGGGGUUCACUAACGACGCGGCGAUGACGCUGCUCAAGCGCAUGAUCAUACACCAGAUCUUGAUAGAGAGGGUGGCGCGCAUCGCGCAGCAGAGCUACACCUCGUUUUACCUGCGGGUGAACCCCCAAUAUCGCACGUACCUCCACCACAUGGGCGCCCUGAGGUUCCCCAUCGAAACAAACAGCAACAAAAGGGCGCCCAAGCAAGCGGCUGCGUCGUCGAACAAGCUGCCAACCAACUUAAAGAAGGCCGCUGCAUCACCGAAAGCGCCGCGAACGCAGAAGGAGAAAGCAGAACGCAAGCCGAGAGAACCUAAGAAAAAGGAGACGGCGGAGAAGAAGCCUCGAGAACCGAAGAAGGCCGGCGCAGCCGUGAGGAAGCCUAGGGAACCGAAGAUGAAGGACGCUGCAGAAAAGAAAACCAGGGUGCGGAAAACCGCGGCGGAAGGGAAGCUGACAGACAAAACGCCAUCUGCACGCGCCAAAGCUGCUACUGAGCCAGAGGCGGAUAUCUUUUAG
This is a messenger RNA of Babesia bigemina, 2457 nucleotides long. RefSeq names its product ATP-dependent DNA helicase, RecQ family protein, putative. Bases 1 to 2457 code for a protein of 818 amino acids. Gene Ontology annotation, molecular function: ATP binding; four-way junction helicase activity; 3'-5' DNA helicase activity. The record is from RefSeq and is a predicted model, not a curated record. The transcript has a single exon. Gene Ontology annotation, biological process: double-strand break repair via homologous recombination. Gene Ontology annotation, cellular component: cytoplasm; chromosome. Lineage: Eukaryota; Apicomplexa; Aconoidasida; Piroplasmida; Babesiidae.